Apiotrichum porosum is the source of this 2307-nucleotide messenger RNA. RefSeq lists its product as uncharacterized. Gene Ontology annotation, biological process: regulation of DNA-templated transcription; DNA-templated transcription. The transcript has a single exon. The coding region runs from base 1 to 2307 and encodes 768 amino acids. Lineage: Eukaryota; Fungi; Basidiomycota; Tremellomycetes; Trichosporonales; Trichosporonaceae. Gene Ontology annotation, molecular function: DNA-binding transcription factor activity, RNA polymerase II-specific; zinc ion binding; DNA binding. The record is from RefSeq and is a predicted model, not a curated record.
AUGCCCGACUCACAGGAGAGGACACGCACCACCAAGGCUUGCGUAGCCUGCUCCAUCCGCAAAAUCAAGUGCGACGGAUCAAAGCCAUGUGCCCACUGCGUCCGCUUCUUCUCCGGAGAGUGCUUCUACACCACCGCAAAGAAACGAGGUCCACCAAAGGGAUGCCCAGCACGUGGAGGCCAUCGUAAACGCCAGGCCAUCGCUGCCGAGAACGCUGCCAACGCGAAUGCAGCCGCGGGCGUCGCCGUCGCUCAGGUUGUCGGCACGAGCAGUGGGUCUUCCCACGCCGCCGCCCACAUGGACAUGGACAUGCGAAGCGUUCACCAAGGGGCGCUGAGUCAACCGGCCCGUGGCCUCCUACUGAAGGAGUCCCCCGACCAACAACCCUCUCAGUUCCAUCCAAAGUCGAGUCCCAACACGUCUGUGUUUGAUGAGGUCCUGCUCAACAACCUGGGCAUCCCCUCUGGCAUCCCGUCGACGGACCUUAGCUUUGGUGUGACAGACACUGACAGCAUGUUUCGAUCCCCGCAAACGGACACGACCACUGCCCAGUCCCCUAUCGCCCCUUACCUUCCUCCACGCCGGCGCAACACGGCUCCCAGCGUCUGGUCGCCGCCAAACCUGAUCAUGCCGUCGUCGCCCAACGUCUCCAUGCCUUCGCAAGCAGCCCGCGCCGGCUUGUCGUCACAGACGAUAGACGAGCUCCUCACCGUCUUUGAGACCUUUAUCCACCCCCACUGGCCAGUCAUCUACGUUCCGGCGUUGCGCAGCUUGCGACAGCUGGAGACCCAGUGUCCCUUGGUGUUUGACGCCAUUCUCGCCGUCUCUGCUGCCAAUGCCGACUUUGAGCCCGAGGAGGGAUCCAUCACGUUGACCGACUCUGCCAACGCGGCCCAGCUGUCGACCGCAUGCGAUUAUCUCUGCGAGAGCGUCCGCCAACGCAUCAUGGCCCACCUCACCAUCAACACCCAUCCUGACCGCAAGCCAUCGCUUCAGACCGUGCAGGCAUUGAUAUUCGUCGCCCUCGUCGACCUCGGAUGCGGUCGCAAGCCCCUCUCGUACCAGAUGGUUGGUUUUGCAUGCCGCAUGGCAGUCGACAUUGGGCUCCACACUCGCCGCACAUCAAGCGCCCCCCACCCACGAGACAGCCGCGAGAUCCAAGAACGCUCGCGCACCAUCUGGAGCUGCUACCUGAUUGACAAGAUGACCGCGGCCGUGUCCCAACGUCCACCAUGUCUGAGGCUGAUCGACAUUGACGCGCCUCGGCCGUCUACCAUGGAGCGUGACGAGCUCGACCUCUGGCUCUCUGGAAAGCCAUACAUGCUGCUCGCCGAGGCAUCGCACGACACAAUGGUGUGCAUGAAGUCGCACACGCUGUCGUCGUUCAACGCCUGGAUUGACGUCAUGGCCCUCAUGGAACUCAUCCUCGACCAAGUGUACCGCCCCAGCACCCGGCACGCGCGCAUGGAUGGUCACCAAGUGGAGGGUUACGACGAGGCGGUCAUGCACAUUGACGCCGAGCUGCGCAAAUGGCGUUCUACGCUUCCACACCACCUGCAGUGGUCGGACGACGACGACAAUGCGCACCGCAACGUCGGCCUGCACAUGCUUACGUGUCGUGGAUGGUACUAUAUCUGCAUCCUCCUCUUGCACCGCCCUCAAGUCCCGUAUUUGGACAGCAACGAAGACUCGGCGGAUGUGGACGCCAGCGAAGCGCUCAUGGGCCUCAGCGAACCGUUCCACAGCGACAUGUCCAGCUACCGCGUCCCGAGGGCCCUCGACGCGUCCCGCCACGCGGCAACGUCCAUCUGUAAGAUCAUGGAGUCGUACGAAACGACGUUUCGCGUCCGCAAGUUUGCGUCCUCGUGGGUGUACCUUGCCUUCCAAGCCGGCACCGUGCACGCCGGUCUUGCGGCGCAUGUCCCCUCAGCAUCACUCGCCUCUGGUCUGUCCCCAUCGCGAGCCGAGAGUCUCCGUCAUCUCGAACAGUGCAUCGGCUGGCUGAGCCAGAUUGCCCACCAGUGGUCCAGCGCAAGUCGCCACGUCGAGAUUUUGCGCAAGCUAUCGGCAGUGGGCGCGCGCACGCGUCCGCCGUCGCCGUCGCGCGGGACCGAGGCGAGCGGUAGCGAAGGCGCGGCCUUCCUCCCGACGAUGGACCGCUUCGAGCCCAACGACAAUGGUUCCGGUUCCUUGCCAGGCGGCCUCACGGCCAUGGACUUGGAUGCGUGGAUGCUCCUGUGGGCCUCCAUGCCCACGGCCGGAGACGACAUUACGCUCUGGCAGCAGUGCUUCCCGAACAUGACGUAG